Cuscuta campestris is the source of this 808-nucleotide messenger RNA. Lineage: Eukaryota; Viridiplantae; Streptophyta; Magnoliopsida; Solanales; Convolvulaceae. The record is from the annotation of a GenBank genome assembly.
GUAUCUUCUUGUUUUAAUUAAUUUCAAUUGUUUUCCUUAAUUGGAUUGGAAGAAUAAUUAUACUGAAGCUGCGUAAUGUAACGUACCAUGACACCAUAGGCCAAGAGUUGAAUGCCACUGUUGCCGAGGGAGACGGCGGCGAGCUGGAGAUUACCCAAAUGCCCACAGAAUAUCUGCGUCGACAUCGACGUCACAUUGUUCAGCAAGUACACCACGAUCGCCGGAGCCGCCAGCCGGAACAGGUUCCCCAACUCCACCCCGGCGGCCCUCCGCAGCCGCCCGAGUUUCGACAAACUCCGAUCCGACAGCGCCUCUUCCAGCUCCGAGCUUAUUGUUUCUCCGCCCCCCGACGCCGCCGCCGCCGCCGCCGCGGUGGCCUGGACAUUAUUUGAGAUGAUUCUUGGCGGCGGGUGGAGCGAUGAACGGCGGAUGGCAACUGUGUACGGCUGGCGGUGGUGGUCAACAUUCAGCUGAUGGGCGAAAUCAAUCCAUUCAAAGGAACAUUAAAAGAAAAGGAUAACUCAGAUUCCAAACAAAGCUUCUAUUUUUAUUGUUCAAUAUCAUCAAAUCAAACCUUAAUACAAAUACAACAACAAGAAGAACCAGAGAAACCAUACCGGGGAAAAGAAUCAAGAACGGGUUUGUGAGAAAACGGGGGAGACAGCAAAGAGCUUCUUGCUGAGGAGGCACCGGGGACGGGGAUUCUUGAUUCUCAGAUCGAAGCAGGGAAGGUCUUCCAUGGUUGGAUUCUCCGGCGGAGGGGACGAGCUUUGGCGAUUCUCCUGCAACAGGGAAAUUAGGGUUCCGG